Messenger RNA from Xenopus tropicalis (tropical clawed frog), 1935 nucleotides. It is a transcript of the gene rab27b, whose product is annotated as RAB27B, member RAS oncogene family. Lineage: Eukaryota; Metazoa; Chordata; Amphibia; Anura; Pipidae. The record is from RefSeq and is marked validated. Gene Ontology annotation, molecular function: GTPase activity; G protein activity; GTP binding. Gene Ontology annotation, cellular component: cytoplasm; endomembrane system; late endosome.
GUGCAGCAGCCCAGGAGUGAGAGUGUAUCAGAGCUGGAGGCAGUAGGACCCAGAGGGAUCCCUCUCCUGCUGGAGGAUAGUCACUGAGCUGAGAGAGAUCCCUGCUACAGAGGGGAAAGCUGCAUCUGUGGGAAGCAGGGGGGUCUGAGCCUGCCCGUGAUGGGAGCAACAGUGCAGUAAGGAUAUGAUCUGCUCCUUCUGUCUGAUCCUUGCAUCUGAUCACUGCAAGCCCAGGGCGGAGACAGAGGAGGCCGAGGUAUAAGCUAACAGCUGUGCAAGGCAUGAGGAAGAGCUGGCCAUAGACUUCCCUAAGGAGUGGUCCAUCCCGAGAAGCACUAUGACUGAUGGGGACUAUGACUACCUGAUUAAGCUCCUGGCUCUGGGAGAUUCUGGAGUCGGGAAGACGACGUUCCUUUACCGAUACACAGACAACAAGUUCAAUCCUAAAUUCAUCACGACGGUGGGAAUAGAUUUUCGGGAAAAGAGAGUGAUAUACAGCAAUGCAGGACCAGGCGGUACUCAUGGCAAAACAUUCAAGGUUCAUUUGCAACUUUGGGACACAGCGGGACAAGAACGGUUCCGAAGUCUCACCACAGCGUUUUUCAGAGAUGCCAUGGGAUUCUUGUUAAUGUUCGAUCUCACUAGCCAACAGAGCUUCUUGAAUGUCAGAAACUGGAUGAGCCAACUUCAAGCCAACGCUUACUGCGAGAAUCCCGACAUUGUAUUAAUUGGCAACAAGGCCGACCUAUCAGACCAGAGAGAGGUGAAUGAGAGGCAAGCGAAGGAACUUGCUGAUAAAUACGGCAUUCCCUAUUUUGAGACCAGUGCGGCUUCUGGGCAAGAUGUGGAGAAGUCAGUGGACACUCUUCUGGACUUGAUAAUGAAACGAAUGGAACAGUGUGUGGACAAGACCCAAGUACCAGAUGCCGUUAAUGGUGGAACCUCUGGGAAAUUAGAUGAAGCCAAGCCAGAAGGAAGAAAGUGUGCAUGCUAAAAUAAUCCGCAAACUGGGAGAAAUCACUUAUACCCGACGCCCAAUGGCCGAGCAAAACCACUUUCCUGGAACCCACUGGACCACCGACGUGUCGGCCAUUGAUCUAACAUUCCAAACAAAGACUCUCCCCUUGGGAUUUCCCGUGAUACUGUGUAGCAGUGGUAGUGAUCAGGUCUAGUAUUUGAGGAAUACUCCGAGUUGUUACUCACACCGGUUACUCAUCACUGCUAUAUGGCAACCUCACUUAUGAAGGAACUGUCAACCGUCAGAUGUAUAUUGAAAAGAAAUAUAAAGAGGAAAAAGGUGUUACUAUAAUUCAACGGAAAAUAUUCUAUUUUGGUGUAGUUACAGGUCAGAUUUUCGUUGUACCAUUUGCUGCAAGCCCCGCCCCCCUCCCCCCGUAUUGCAAGCACGUGAUUGGAUUAGGCAAUACCGGCUUCUGUUUUCUUACCACCGAGUCAUGUAUUUUAUCGACUUUGUGCUGUUAACAUUAAAAAAAUAAAGUAAAAUAAGUCAUGUCUUAUACGUGGAGAAAAAUCUGCUCUUUAUCAACCGUUUGUGGCUGAUUCUACGGUAUCUGUUCAAUGUUAACGCUUGGCAUCUCUUUAUUGCUAUUGGCAAAAAAAAAAAACGAAUCGAAAGUGCUGUUACAAUCAGGGACUUAGUGAGCCUCAUUCUGUAUGUUGACCAUACGCUGUUUAAUGAUCGUCACCGCUCUCUUGGGUGCUUAGAUGUUUCAAGGAGUCUGGUGUUUUCUUCACGGCGCACACAGGACCCGCUAGACGCUAUGGAACUCCGCCUUCCUCCGUCUUUGGGAAAUGGGCGGCCAUGUGUAUUGGGAUGCGAGAGGUUGAAAGUUCUGUUAUCAUUUUUGUCUAAGAUUUAACUGCCGCUGUUAAAAAUAUUAAAGAAAAAAAUAUACCCUGUUUAUACAAACAUAA